UCUUAACCCCUCAACUUUACUAGUCUUCGUUUAGGGUUUCCGUCUCACACCCAGUAGCCUCCAGAGCCGCCGCUGCUUCAUUCGUUCGAAAAUGGUUAAGGGUCGUCAAGGAGAGCGCGUCAGGCUCUACGUCCGUGGAACCGUCCUCGGAUACAAGAGGUCGAAGUCGAACCAGUACCCAAACACGUCCUUGAUUCAGAUCGAGAACGUGAACACCAAGGAGGAGGUGGCAUGGUACGCCGGGAAGCGUUUGGCUUACAUUUACAAGGCCAAGGUAAAGAAGAACGGCAGCCACUACCGUUGCAUUUGGGGAAAGGUCUCUAGGCCUCAUGGAAACACUGGCGUCGUUCGCGCCAAGUUCACCUCCAAUCUUCCACCCAAAUCCAUGGGAUCCAGAGUCAGGGUUUUCAUGUAUCCCAGCAACAUUUGAGGGAUGAGGCUAAUGUAGAUGACCGAUUGGAUUUGGAGUGCAGCAGCUGCUUUUUUGCUUUUAUGUCGUUUAGAUUCAAACUUUGAAAGACUUAAUGUACUGAGGAACCUGAGUUAUUUAUCUAAACGUUUGUUGCUAGACUUA
This is a messenger RNA of Rosa rugosa (rugosa rose), 574 nucleotides long. Its product is annotated as large ribosomal subunit protein eL33w. The transcript has 5 exons. The record is from RefSeq and is a predicted model, not a curated record. Gene Ontology annotation, biological process: ribosomal large subunit biogenesis; cytoplasmic translation. Gene Ontology annotation, cellular component: ribosome; cytosolic large ribosomal subunit. The coding region runs from base 92 to 430 and encodes 112 amino acids. NCBI's taxonomy places the organism in Eukaryota, Viridiplantae, Streptophyta, Magnoliopsida, Rosales, Rosaceae. Gene Ontology annotation, molecular function: structural constituent of ribosome.